UUUUUUUUUCUUUUUGAUUCAAUUCAAUGAAUAGUUUAAGCAAUUCUACAACAAUGGAGCGUAGAACGCUUACAAUGAACUGGGAUGGUUUGGGAGAAGACGAUGAUGAAUGCUUCUUUGAAUCUCAAGAAAGAAUGUCAUCGGCCGUUCCUCUCGAUUUCGCGGCCUUGUCAGGAUCGGAUGAGGACGAAGAAUUUGAGGACAGCAGAAUGUCAUUUGCUUCCGCUAUCUCUGCAGCCUCCAUUAAAAGGAUUGGCAGCCUUGAGAUUGAGGCAGUAGUACCUACGAGCUCUUCAUCUGUAUUAGGAGGAUAUGACGUGUGGAUGGCAGUACCAGGGGACAUUAAGGAGCGGCGCAAGAAGCUGUUUCAAGGUAUCGCUAGAUUUCCAUUUUAAAAUGUCAACU
Molecule: messenger RNA, 405 nt
Organism: Olea europaea var. sylvestris
Lineage: Eukaryota; Viridiplantae; Streptophyta; Magnoliopsida; Lamiales; Oleaceae
Exons: 1
Coding region: 27-395 (122 amino acids)
Source: RefSeq, a predicted model, not a curated record